AUGGCGAAUACAAGUGAUCUGGGGGAAAGCAACCCAUCGCUCCAAAAUUAUGCUCUCACUGCCUCUGCGGUGAAGCUAGCCUCCCUGGGACUCAUAAUUUGCACCAGCCUGAUAGGGAACGUCUCGCUAUCCCUCCUAGUGCUCAAAGACAGCACCCUCCACAAAGCUCCCUACUAUUUCCUUUUGGAUCUGUGCUUGGCCGACAUCAUUCGCACGACUGUCUGCUUUCCCUUCGUAAUGAUCUCCAUAAGCAGCGGCUCAAUAUGGGCAUACAGUCUGAUAAGCUGCAAGAUCAUCGCCUUCAUGGCAGUCCUUUUCUGUUUCCACAUAGCCUUCAUGCUCUUCUGCGUCAGUGUUACACGGUACAUGGCAAUCGCUCACCAUAGAUUCUAUUCCAAACGAAUGACUCUGUGGACGUGUGUUGCCAUCAUAUGCAUGGUGUGGACGCUCUCUAUUGCCAUGGCAUUCCCCCCUGUGUUUGAUGUGGGCACAUAUAAAUUCAUCCGGGAGGAGGACCAGUGCAUCUUCGAGCACCGUUAUGUGAAGGCAAACGACACCUUGGGGUUUAUGUUGAUGCUGGCAGUCAUAGUAGGCACAACGCACGUCGUUUACAUCAAAAUGCUAUGUUUUGUCUACGACCACCGUAAAAUGAAACCUGCUCAGCUGGUGCCGGCCAUCAGUCAAAACUGGACAUUUCAUGGCCCAGGUGCGACGGGGCAGGCGGCCGCCAACUGGAUUGCGGGCUUUGGAAGAGGUCCCACUCCGCCAACCCUAGUGGGCAUCCGACAGGCGUCGCACAACGUCAACCGCAGGCUCCUGGUUUUAGACGAGUUUAAAAUGGAGAAGCGGAUAGGCAAGAUGUACUACAUGAUAACGCUGACGUUUCUCGUUCUCUGGGCCCCGUACAUCAUCACGUGUUAUUUUCGGGUGUUUGUGAAAGGCAGCGCCAUUCCACAGGUCUACUUGACCGCGGCCGUGUGGCUCACUUUUGCCCAGGCAGGAGCCAAUCCCAUCAUCUGUUUCAUAUUCAACAAAGAACUGAGGAUGCGUCUAAGGGCCUGCUUUCCCUGCUGCGUCGGUACCCAGACACCAAUGGAGCCAUAUUGUGUCAUAUGAAAAAACAAGCCACCUAGUCUUGGUCUGAAAGAUAAAGGCUAUUUGUUUGUUUGUUUGUUUUAUCUAUCCCUGGGUUUCUGGGUUUCAUCUGGGUUUAGAUUUCUUUGAGGGGCUGGAUACAAGUUGCCCUGACUUAAAAUGGGGACAAUAAGAACGAGAAUCAAGUCAAAAGGUUUCUCUGAUAAAUAUAUGUAAAUUGGUUCGAAGAUAACCUUGUGGGUUUAUCACAGCUGUGUAUCAUAUUGUAAAUGGUGUAAAUUGGCUUUGCUUUUAUCUGUUUCUAUUCCGACUAUAUUUGAUAAAAACCUUCGUAUUACUUGUUUGUGUUCAGAUAUCAAACCUCAGACAUAUUUUGCAAGUGUAUGUGUCACUUGAAUGGAUAUGUGGACAAGUCCCUCACUCUCUCGUUAAAUCAGACCCACAUCUCUCCCCCCUCAUCAUAACCAAGGAAGGACUGUUUGACUUCAUAGG
Molecule: messenger RNA, 1587 nt
Organism: Engraulis encrasicolus (European anchovy)
Lineage: Eukaryota; Metazoa; Chordata; Actinopteri; Clupeiformes; Engraulidae
Gene: gpr27
Product: G protein-coupled receptor 27
Exons: 1
Coding region: 1-1116 (371 amino acids)
Biological process (GO): G protein-coupled receptor signaling pathway
Cellular component (GO): plasma membrane
Molecular function (GO): G protein-coupled receptor activity
Source: RefSeq, a predicted model, not a curated record